Molecule: messenger RNA, 1029 nt
Organism: Serpula lacrymans var. lacrymans S7.9
Lineage: Eukaryota; Fungi; Basidiomycota; Agaricomycetes; Boletales; Serpulaceae
Exons: 9
Coding region: 1-1029 (342 amino acids)
Source: RefSeq, a predicted model, not a curated record
AUGACUAUAAAUGCCAGGGUACGAUCUACCCAGGCAGCUCAGAAAGAGGCAAUGGAAGCCAAAUGCAUAGCAACGAGAAAGAGAGCAGCUAGUUUAAUGGAAGAAGAAGAACAUGAUCUUAAUGAUGUUGACCCAGUUACACCACCAAACCCUUCUAGAAAAAGACAAGCCAUCAACAAUGAUUCUGAUGAGGAAGAUUUUCAAGGGGUCCUAACUCAAAAGCCACACAUAGGUGAGGAUGAAAGCAGCGAUGAUUAUGAUGAGGAUGAGGGUGCUAGACCAGAUGACUUAUUCUGGAUAAUCAAGAUGUCUUCUACUUCUACCUCUAUUUCUACACGUGCAGUUCUUUCUUUACAGCCAAAGAUGGGGAAAAGGCAUAGGAUCACCCUUGAUAUAUUUCCCAGUCAUCUUUUGGAUCUUGCUACCGCUGGGCAUGCUGUCAUGAGACUGCAUGUUGUGACACAAGAAGGAUUCCCUCCACCUACCUGCCGCUCCAAAUUUUCUUGGAAAAGGCUCAUCAAUGCUUCAAAAGGCAGAGAAGAUUUACAAGCCAAGCUUCUAGAGGUUAACAGCAAUGAAGAAAUCAAAAACAUGUUGAUUGACUAUGUUUGGUCUGCUGUUGCCCAGGUCCAAGGAGAAAUUGUAGCCAAAGCUCAUCUCAUCACCAUAUUCCUGCUUUUAGAGGCUGGUGCAUUUGCUGAUGGUGAUCUUGACAUCAAGAUCUUCAAGGACUUAAUUCAUAAUCAGUGGUAUGGGCGUAAGGGUGAGGGUGUGCACUACCCUGAACAUUUUAAAGGCAUCCCUUUAGCCCUACUUGCAAUUAUCACCACAGCUAUUGAAUGUUCACUCAGAGCAUAUGUGAAUGGCAACAAGGCCACGCUUGAGUUCUCAGAGAAUGUUUUCAAAAUCAGAAAUCUGGCAAAUCUUCACUAUCUAUGGAUUGAUGACAAUCAUAUGAAAGAUAAAGAUUUUGGUAUUGAUUUUGAAGCCCUGGAAGGCACUGUCACUGUUGUUGAGCAUGCUGCUUGA